This is a messenger RNA of Mytilus trossulus (common blue mussel), 2365 nucleotides long. Its product is annotated as tachykinin-like peptides receptor 99D. Lineage: Eukaryota; Metazoa; Mollusca; Bivalvia; Mytilida; Mytilidae. Gene Ontology annotation, cellular component: plasma membrane. The transcript has 5 exons. The coding region runs from base 220 to 1359 and encodes 379 amino acids. The record is from RefSeq and is a predicted model, not a curated record. Gene Ontology annotation, molecular function: neuropeptide Y receptor activity; peptide binding. Gene Ontology annotation, biological process: G protein-coupled receptor signaling pathway; cellular response to hormone stimulus.
UAUGACGGUUAGGGUUGAGAGAGUGAGGUGCAUGGCAAUCCUAAAGGAUAAUUUAUCAAAUGAGAACCUCCAGAACUAAUGAUCGAUUCCACGUGAUUUACGUGGAUCUGUAUCAUGUGACACAGGCUAUCUUCACGUCUUCAUUUAUAUAAAGUUAUUGGAUAGUUCCAAACAGAUAGUUUUAUAUUAGAACAAUGAAUUGAUACAAUAUAUUACACAAUGGAGGUAAUUGUUUAUAAUAGUUCUGAAGUCAACGGGACAUACAAUAUAACUGACCAAGGUGGACAGGAUUACAGCGAUUAUCCAUAUAUGGGAGAACUUAAACAAGUUCCAGAAUGGGAAGUUAUUCUCAAAUCUUUACUUUUUGCAGUUAUUAUAUAUUUUUCACUGGUAGGAAAUUUUCUGAUAAUUGUCGUUGUAUUACGGAACCGGUCCAUGAGAACAACCACCAAUUAUUACAUUGUUAAUUUGGCUGUGGCCGAUCUGCUCGUGACCGUCUGCUGUAUGUGGGUAUCGCUUGUUGAUGACGUAUCUGAAGGAUGGGUACUUGGAGCGUUCUUCUGCAAGAUCAACACUUUCACACAAGUAUUGUCCGUUGUAGCCAGUGUGUUGUCCUUGACAUUGAUAGCCUAUGACCGUUUCUUUGGUAUAGUAUUUGCAUUGAAAGCUCAUAUGACUGACAGGAGGGCACGAACGUCAUUGAUUCUUAUUUGGUUAUCCUCAGCAUUGAUUGCUUGUCCAACUUUAAUCUACAGACAACUUAAAGUACGUGUUUGGAAGGAUCAUACAGAACGUUGGUGUGACGAUGACUGGCCCGUGUCUAUUGGCUCUGACAACAAUAUAACAACACAUUCAAUACCAUCACGGACUGCAUAUUAUGCCACUGUAUCUGUUGUUUUGUACUUUAUACCAAUGAUUGUAAUGACACUCGCCUAUUCUCGUAUAAUAAUGAAAUUAUGGAUGAGUGCGAUACCAGUAGAAAAAAUGGAUAAAAGAGUUGAAGCCCAAGCUAGGGCAAGAAAGAAGGUUAUCGUCAUGUUAGUUGCUAUACUUGUUGUCUUUGCUGUUUGCUGGUUACCAUUUCAAAUAAUAUUACUAUACAGUGAACUUCGUUCAAAUAGAGAAGCGCUCGGUGACUGGUACUAUGAUCUGACAUUUGCAGCACGUCUGAUGGCGUACUCGAAUAGUGCCUUGAAUCCUUUAAUAUAUACAGGAUUUAACGAAAACUUCAGAAGAGGUAUCCAGCGAGUUUGGCACUGUGUGUCAUGUAAGGAAAAGCCUAAUGUAUACAACAAUGGCUACUCGUAUGGACAUUCAUAUGGAUCACAUGAUGCCGCAACGAUGCCAACCUCACUUUAAAGCCGUUUGAUUGAUACAUAUAUAAGUUGACGAUAAGAAAGGAUGCAAGGGCAGACUGUUUUACUUAGAAAACAAAAAAUCAAAAAGAAGAGUUUUAAUGGCACCAACAUUUCCUAUUUUUAACGUACUAGUAAAAGAUAACAGUUCGAUUACUAUAGCUGUUCAUAUUUAUACGAUCCAAAUACAUUUAUUAAGAAAUAAUAUCUAGGAUUCAACGUAAAUAGUUGUGGGAAUUACUGUUUAUUGCAAUAGUUUGAAUAUCAUUGUUGAGAGAAGAGAGACAUGGUCAAUUUGAUACCAUGAACAGAAUUAAUUAAUGAAACUCGGUGCUUGAAAAUAAAAUCAUUAUUUUAUUUAUAACAAUUUAUGAAUGAGUAUGCGUGUUGAAUUCUACGCAAAAAAACUAUAGUUUGUUGUGAUACACAACGUUUGUCUCGAAUGUGCUCAUGUAUGACUUGUAUAUAAAUUAUGAGUGUAACACUACUUUAGAGAGAGCAGUAAGGUACAUAAGAAGGUGUACUACAUACAAACUGAUGAUAUGCUACAUAAAACGCGAAUACAAUUGUUUCCGUACUUAGUUCUAACAAAACUCACAAAUAUUGUAGAACAAGUUUCAGUACUUAGUUUUAACAAAGCUGACAAAUAUUGUAGAACAAGUUUCAGUACUUAUUUCUAGCAAAGCUGACAAUUAUUGUAGAACAAUUUACGUUUGUAAAUAUAAAAAAAAUCAGAGAAUACUUGCAUCGCUCAUGUAAAAAGGAUCCUAUAUUGUUGUUUUGUCAAGUACCAUACCUACUUGGUACACAAAACAAACAGAUUAUAAAAGCUGUUGAAUAUGAAAUAUAAAUUAUCUUUAUCAGUAACAUGCAUAACAAGGACGUUACAGUCAUAGAAAGAGAGUUUUCGUAGCAAUCGUAACGUUAUAAAGAACUGUCAAAUUAUGUUAUGUAAUAAAACUUUAUUUGUUUAUGAAAAUUUGUAUCCAAAAGAUAUUCAGUCAUAGAUA